AUGGCUGGAGCCGGUUGUGUGGCGCUCCUUAUUGUGAGCUGUCAGUCGACGGCGCUGCUCAGUGUCCAGAAGGAUGGGAUCGCUUCGCGGGCGGUCAAAGGCGACAGGACUAUAUUGCUCUCCAGACCGCAUGUGGCCUUUGUCAUGAGCUGCCUUCAGAAGAGCAUGGCAAAUCUCGCAAUGGCAGCUUCAUCAGAACCAGAAGCCUUAAAGAACCCAGCCCGGCCGGUACGAGGAGGCGUUGAACUGUCCUAUCUCUCUUUGCUCUCGUCGUCCUUGAACAACUCGGACACUGCGCCCACACGCGAACAGACCAUGCCGGCCGACCGCGACAGUCAGUACUGCCGCGCUGGCUAUAGCCAAGCCAUCGCCGAUGCCGUCGUCCAUCUUGACCAGGCCCCCAAGGCUCCGAAGCGACUAAAUGUCCGGUUUCACGGAGCGAACACAGACCGUGCGAGGAAGACCCGAGCGACCAGAGACGAGAUCAUCUACGAGGAGGGGUCCGACAGCGACGACAUUCUCUCCAUCCACGACGCCCUCCGCUCGCCUCGCCCGGGUCCCAACGAGCGCACAGGGCAGCCGGCGUCGACGACCGUUGGCCGUGGCAAGGCUGGCACGCCGAUGGAGCCCCGUCGCUCGUCCGGGCGUGGUGGUUGCUGGCGCUUCCUUCUGGGCGUGGCCUUGGGCAUGGCCGUGUGCGUUGUUGUCGUGGUCGUGGCCGUGGCAAAGCAGGAUCACCAUUGCGUUAUGACAUGGGUGCGGGUGAAGGAAGAUUCGACAGAUCUUGCGGACACCUUCAUGGAGAGGGCUCGGGCUGUGGUUGGUAAAGGGGCGUGGGCGUCGGUUCAGAGGCUUUGGAAUUGA
Messenger RNA from Emericellopsis atlantica, 864 nucleotides. RefSeq lists its product as uncharacterized. The transcript has a single exon. The record is from RefSeq and is a predicted model, not a curated record. The coding region runs from base 1 to 864 and encodes 287 amino acids. Lineage: Eukaryota; Fungi; Ascomycota; Sordariomycetes; Hypocreales; Bionectriaceae.